GCUUUCAGGUCAAGGACUGCCUGGACAUCGAGGCCGAGGCGAAGAUGGGCACCAAGGUGCAGGCAGACGCCAAGUACCACGCCUGCCAGGAGGCCCGUGCCAAGCUGUCGGGCCAGCGGAGCUUCAGCCAGGAGUACAGCGACCGGCAGGUGGAGGUGACCGGGGGGCCCAUCGGGGCAGCGGCCGCCGACCUGCUCCUCUCGCCCGGGCAGGCCUCCGACUUCGGCGCCUGGCUCUCGGGCCUGGCCGGCCAGCCGGGGGUGGUCUACCACGUGCUGGAGCCCCUGCACCACCUGCUGCCGGGGGGUCCGGCCGAGCCCCGGCGCCGCCAGCUGCGCCGGGAGCUGGAGGCCUACAUCCUGGGCCACGCCGAGGCCGGGGAGGGCCGCAACUGCUCGGGCCGGUGCCGCCGCGGCUCGGCGCCCGAUCCCCGGCAGCCGUGCUCCUGCCGCUGCCGCCAGACCCAGGAGGUGGACGGCCUGUGCUGCCCGCGGGGGAAGGGCUGGGGCCUGCUGGAGGUGACGGUGACCCGAGGCCGGGACCUGUGGGGCGACUACGCGGGCAGCACCGACGCCUACGUGCGGGCCCGGUACCGCCCGGCGACCGGCCCCGAGCUGGUGGCAACCACCGCGGUGGUGCCCAACAACAACAACCCAGAGUGGGGGGUGACCCUGCGGCUGGGGGAGGUGCAGCUGGGGCCCGAGGAGGGGGAGGGGGGCCCCGGCCUGACGGUCGAGUGCUGGGACCGGGACCACGGCUACGACGACGACCUGCUGGGCUCCUGCCAGCCCCAGCCGCUGGCAGCCGGACGGCACCCCCACGUCUGCUACUUCAGCUAUGGCAGCCUCUCCCUCGAGGUGAGCCUGAGCUGCGGGCCCCACCUGGGGGGAAGCCGCUGCCGCCAAUACGUGCCCCAGCCCCCUCCCUCCGGGGCUGGUGGGGGGGGGGGGGCAGGGCCGGGGCGCUGAGGCUGAGGCUCUGAACCGCGGCCAACACCCCUCCAGGAGGCCGUCUGGCCCUCAAAUUCCCACCCUCGCCCUUCCCAGAGGGUAGGCCUCAGGCCUGAACCACCACACCCUCCUUCCCCAGAGUGUAGGCCUCAGGCCUGAACUACCACACCCUCCCUCCCCAGAGUGUAGGCCUCAGGCCUGAACUACCACACCCUCCCCUCCCCAGAGGGUAGGCCUCUGCCCCGAACUGCCACAAACUCCCCUCCAGGAGGAAGCCCUACCCCCAAAUUCCCACCCUCUCCACCCCAAGGGGGAAGGCCUCAGCCUGAACUACCACCCCCUUCCCCACCCAGAGGCUAGGCCUAGCCCUGAACUAUCACACCCUCCCUCCCUCGGGGGGGGGAAGGCCUCAGUCUGAACUACCAACCCUCACACACCCCCAGCCCAGGGGUAGGCUCCAGCCUGAAUUACCAUCCCCUCCCCCUCCCAGGGGUUUGGCCUCAGCCUUAACUACCACACCCUCCCCAGCCCAGGGGGUAGGACUCAGGCCUGAACUACCACCUCCUCCUCCACCCAGGGGGUAGGCCAGAGGCCUGAACUACCACCCUCUCCCAUCCCCUGCCCACAACCGAGGGGUUGGGGGAGGGGAGAGAAAGAGAGUGGUAGAUUUGGGGGUGGAGAGUUGACUGAGGGAGGGGACAAAGGCUGCCACAGCCAUUUCAACCAAACCUCGCCAUUGGGAGGAAAUAGGGGUGAGAG
Messenger RNA from Chiloscyllium plagiosum (whitespotted bambooshark), 1709 nucleotides. NCBI's taxonomy places the organism in Eukaryota, Metazoa, Chordata, Chondrichthyes, Orectolobiformes, Hemiscylliidae. The record is from RefSeq and is a predicted model, not a curated record.